Meleagris gallopavo (turkey) is the source of this 8972-nucleotide messenger RNA. RefSeq names its product SEC31 homolog B, COPII component (gene SEC31B). The record is from RefSeq and is a predicted model, not a curated record. Gene Ontology annotation, molecular function: structural molecule activity; protein binding. Gene Ontology annotation, biological process: endoplasmic reticulum to Golgi vesicle-mediated transport; endoplasmic reticulum organization; COPII-coated vesicle cargo loading. Lineage: Eukaryota; Metazoa; Chordata; Aves; Galliformes; Phasianidae. Gene Ontology annotation, cellular component: COPII vesicle coat; endoplasmic reticulum exit site.
GGCGGCCUCCAGGGCCCCGAGCCUAGAAAAUGAAGCUAAAGGAAAUUGAGCGAACUGCUGUAGAAGCGUGGAGUCCUGCAAACAACCACCCCAUUUAUCUAGCAACAGGAACAUCUGCCCAGCAACUGGAUGCAUCCUUCAGUACAAAUGCCACCUUGGAAAUAUUUGAAGUUGACUUCAGGGAUCCCUCUCUGGACAUGAAGCAGAAAGGAACGCUUCCUGCCUCAAACAGGUUUCAUAAGCUGAUCUGGGGUAACUUUGGAAAUGGGUCCCCAGAGUCCUCUGGAGUGAUCGUCGGUGGAGGGGAAAAUGGUGUACUGACAAUGUACAGUGCACACCGGAUCUUGGCUUCAAAGAGUGAUCCUGUAAUUGGGCAGACAGAGAAGCAUUCAGGGCCUGUUCGAGCUCUUGACUUCAAUCCCUUCCAGAGCAAUCUUUUGGCUUCUGGAGCCAAUGAUUCUGAAAUUUUCAUCUGGGACUUGAAUAACUUCAGUGUGCCUAUGACUCCAGGGACUAAAUCACAGCCUCAUGAAGAUAUCAGUGUGGUGUCUUGGAAUCGGCAGGUGCAGCAUAUUCUGUCCUCUGCUCACCCCAGUGGCAAGGCAGUGGUUUGGGACCUCAGGAAGAAUGAACCUAUCAUCAAAGUCAGUGACCACAGUAACAGAAUGCAUUGCUCAGGAAUGGCCUGGCACCCAGAAGUUGCAACCCAGCUAGUUCUUUCCUCUGAGGACGACCGCUUGCCAGUGAUCCAAAUAUGGGACUUACGUUUUGCUACCUCACCUUUGAGCCAGCUGGAAGGACAUACUAGGGGAAUUCUGUCUGUCUCCUGGUGCCAGGCUGACCCUGAAUUGCUGUUGAGUAGCGCCAAAGACAACCGGAUCUUGUGCUGGAACCCAAGUACAGGGGAGGUGGUUUAUGAGUUGCCCAUUCGUAGUCAGUGGUGCUUUGAUGUCCAGUGGUGUCCUAGGAACCCUUCAGUCUUCUCUGCUGCCACUUUUGAUGGAUGGAUUAACAUUUACUCUGUUAUGGGCGGGAACUUAGAAGCUCAGCAGAAGACACAGGCUGACAAGAUCUCUUCCUCCUUCAACAACCUGGAUCCGUUUGGCACAGGACAGACCCUUCCUCCUUUGCAAGUGCCAGAGCAAGUAGCUCAAACCACCUUGAUUCCACCAUUAAAAAAGCCACCCAAGUGGAUUCGCAGGCCUGUGGGUGUUUCGUUUGCAUUUGGAGGAAAACUGAUUACCUUUGGUCUUACCAAAGCUUCUGGGCAGCAAGUACAGCAGACUUACCCCCACCAAGUUUUCAUCAGUCAAGUCACUACUGAAACUGAGUUUCUGCUUCGGUCCAGAGAACUGCAGAUGGCUCUGCAGUCAGGAAACCUCCUUGAUUACUGCAAGGGCAAGAUCCAGACAGCCAAGUUGAAGUACGAGGAGAACCUGUGGAAGUUCCUAAAGGUGAACCUGGAGCAGGAAUCUAGGACUAAACUCCUCAAGCUGCUGGGCUACAGCAAAGAAGACCUGCAAAAAAAGAUCACUUUAUGUUUGAGUAAUGGAAUCCCAGAUAAACAGCCCCUUCUUGAGACAGAUGAUACAAACGCUGCACAACCAGAUCAGCUUUUGAUAAAUUCCAGUGAUGUAGCUGCUGUUCCCUCCUCUUCAGCCUUUUUUGACAACCUCAUCCCACAGAAUAUGAGCAUGUUGGAGAUUCCUGUCACAGAAGAUACUGAUGGACUGAUCAGCCAAGCUCUUUUGUUGGGAAAUUUUGAGGGAGCUGUGGAUCUGUGCAUGCGGGCAGAGCGAUUUGCUGAUGCCAUCAUCUUAGCUAUAGCUGGUGGGGAGAACCUCCUAAAGGAGACCCAGAAGCGCUACUUUGCCAAGCGGAAGACAAAACUCUCCCUGCUAGUUUCCUCCAUUGUGCAGCAGAAGUGGCAAGAUAUUGUUCGUACAUGUGAUCUACAGAGCUGGAAGGAGGCACUGGCCAUCUUGUUAACAUACUCAAAGCAUGAGGACUACACUCAGCUCUGUGACAUGCUGGGUUCCCGCCUAGAGUUGGAGGGAGAUGCAGCCCUGUCCAAUGAUGCCUGCCUUUGUUAUAUCUCAUCAGGCAAUGUGGAGAGGUUGGUGGAAUGCUGGGUAAAAAACCAUGAGACUUCAUCACCCCUUGCCUUGCAGGAUCUCAUAGAGAAAGUAAUGGUGCUGAGCAGGUCCAUUGAGAUGCUCCGAGGCACAGCAGAACCAGCGCCAGGCCCUGUCUUGGCAGAACAAAUCACCCAGUAUGCCAGUCUUCUGGCAUCACAAGGAUGCUUGGCAGCUGCAAUGAAUUACCUACCCAACAGCUCUAAAGAGCUCCUGAUCGAACAGCUCCGAGAUCGACUCUUCCACGCUCAAGGAGAGAAUGUGGGAGAUCAGCCACCACCACCUUUCCCCUACGCUCGUGUCAAUGUAGGUGUCAUGAAGCACACAUCUCCAGCAGCCCAGAAGGACACCACCCCUGAAGGAGUGGCACACAGAGCAGAUCGCAGACAUCCAGAGAAGCCCAACUAUCAGUCAUCAUUUGCCCCUUCAGCACCCGCUCAGCCUUCAGUGCCUUCCUUCUUCCCACCUCAGCCAGUGUCAGCAAUGCCUGCACCUCACCAUAUUGUCCCUCCCCAGACCAGCACUAGUCCACAAACAAGUGUCUAUUCCAGAGGACUGCCAUACCCACAGUAUAAUGUGGGCAUGGUUCCAGCAACAGCUUCAGGGCCAGCUCUGUCACAAUCUCCUCAGCCAUUCAGCCCAGUAGGAGCCAGACCUGUUGGUCCUGCUCCCUUCCCCAGCCAGCCGCCUCUGUCAGGACAGUCCAUGCCCAUGACAUCUCCUGGUGUUCUACCAUCUGGACCUGCUUUGCUCACUCCAGCCUCGAUCCCAUCAUCUCAGCUUCUUGCAGCCUGUCCUCUCCCAGUGGCAAGCCAGUCUCCUCUAGGUUCAUCAGCACCAUUCAGCAGCCCCAUGAACGUGGGUUACCCGCAGGGAGGUCCUGGAGCUCCAUCUACUAAACCUCUGCCAGCAGCCAGCCUUCCUCCUCCUCCCAUAGGUUUCUUCCCUUGGCUAGAUCCCCACGUGGAUCAUGCAGCUCAAGAAUCUUGGACUGAUCCCUCUGCUGCAAGGGGAGGCCUUCAGAAGAAAAAGCUGCCUGAGAAAUUUGCUCCUCUAGCUCCCAUCACAGCUCCAGUAAUGAGCCUGCCCACUGAGGCCCAAGGGAUCCAUCCUCAGCUCUCUAGGUUGCAAGAAUCUGGCCAGUCACCCCCAGGAGCACCCAAAGAAGGCAGCCUGCAGUAUCACCAGCUACCUGCAGAGAGAGUUGAGAAGAAGGAGGUGCCCCCUGAACACCAGGGUCUGAAGACCACACUUGAAGGGUUGGUGCAACGCUGUUCUGCCGUUGCCACCGAUCCAAAAACUCGAAGGAAGCUAGAGGAUGCAUUGCAGCGGCUGGAGACCUUGUAUGACAAACUCCGUGAGCAGGCGCUCUCUCCAGCUAUCCUCAUGGGUCUCCAUGAAAUUGCCCGCUGCAUUGAAGCUAGGAAUUACCAACAGGGUCUCAUGGUUCACACCCAAGUGGUGAGCAGCAGCAGUUUCAGUGAAGUGUCUGGUUUCAUGCCUGUCCUGAAAGUCCUCAUGACCAUUGCUGGCAAGUUGAAUGUGUAACAUGUGGAACAGCUGGUACAGUGCACAUACUGAGCUGGUGGACUCUCUCACCUGUCGAUGUGCUGCAGGUUGUGGACUCUCCUUCCGACUAUGGAGAAAUAAGUCUGCGCCUGGAACCGUGCUGGACCAGCAUGCCUGGCCCCAUCUACUCUCCAGACAGCCAAGAGUCUGGAUAUCCUGGAGACUGCUCUCUGUCUGUUUCUCCCUCCCUCUCUCUAUCUCCCCACACACCCCUCAAGUCCACUUCCCAGCCUAGGGCUCUCAGUUUCAGGUGUCCCGCUAGCACAGAGAUCCCCAAGGACUGCUCUGUGUUAGACUCUCUUUCCCUGUUUCCCAAGCACAAAGGGGAAACUCCUUCCAGGUUACUGCUUUUGUAUAGGAGAUAAACAGCUGACACCUCAGGCUCUACUCCCUGCUGCCUCAGUGACAGCUGCCUCUUUUGGGACCUAAGCUCGGGUGCCUCUGCUCCAUUGGCUGCAGUCAGGAUCUCUCCUCUGGUUCCUCCUUUAUCUUCAUUCUAAUCUUCAACUCAUUUCUUGCCCCUCUGCUCUGAUACAUGCUAUAGCUAAGGUUAUCUACCAGCCUACUCUGGGCUAGCUUUGGUUCUCUCUUUCUUCUUCACCCAAUCCUCUUUUCAUGGAAAGUAAACAGAAGACAGCUUCCUCCAGUAUCCUUUUUCCCCUCCCAUAAGCUGAAGGCUUGAGCCUUUGUUUUAGCACCCCCCUCCCCGCCUUUUCUGGGACUCUCCCAUACAGGAAUGCAAGCAGAUUGGGAUGCUCUGUAUACUCCUCCUCAGAGCCAGCAGCUUUGUUUGGGCUAAAAGCUGCGCUGGCUGGCCUUUUUCACUUCCUCUGUGUUAGCACAGUGGGCUUAUUGCCAACUGAUGUUGUCUAAAGGUUUCCUAACUAGGGAUUUCCAGGCAGUCUUAGGACAUUAGAAGUAACAGAGAUUGUAGAGGUCCCUUAAAGAUCAGCCCAGACUUGAACAGAAGGAUAAGCCUCCUGACACUUCAGUAGUAGAAAUGUGCUGCAGUAGGUGGCAUUGUCAGGUCCCAAGGACACGGCUGUACUGACACUUUCCAUUGCUGUGGCAUUUCCUCUGGGGUAAAAUAAGUGAAUGAAGCGUGCCUAUCCUGUGGAAGAAGUCUGGGAAAGCAGAUGGGAUUUUAGGGCACUUCCAUGUGCAUUUUUCCUUCUGUUCCUCCCUCCUCACCCUCCUCUCUUUCACGCUAACCAGGCAGUGCAGUCCUUGGACCCUAGCUGGGAGCGAGACUUCUUCUCAGUGUUUGGCUGCAGCCAGCCCCUGCUUCCUCUGCUUGCUGCUUGAGUGAUAAUGCCAUCAUGGGUCUGUGGUUCAGUGACUUACACAAUUCAGCCUGCUCUACCAUAAGAUUUAGGAGGGAGAGGGAUCAGAGAAGGGAGGGAGAGGGUACAUCUCAUUCUCUCCUUUCCAGGUCAAAGUGCCUCCUUGUUGCUGCUUUGUUCUGUUUCUAUUACUGCAGUUUGAUGCACUGAGAGAUUACAGAACAGUGAAAUAAAAGCUGCGUUUUGUGAUGCUGCUAGUUUUUUUCAUAGCGUUGAUCUGAAGGCAGUUGCCUGUCGUGUCUGGCUAAGGGGUUGUUCCUUGGAGUUUUCAGGGUCACCCACAGAGUUCUCAGCUUGUGUUGGGGGAGCAGAUUUUGAAUGGUAUGGGGCAAACCAGAUCAUGGGCUCUGCUGGUAUGGGCAGCAAACAUCCUGGUAUGGUGAGAGACUUCAGGCCUUACCUGCUCCUGGGGCUGCAGGGCCAGAGAUCUAUUCUGCAGUGACCGUCCUCAGCUGUGACUAACCAUCUGUGUCAGGCACGGGAGGGUCCAGGAGAUGUCUGGAGUUCCCCUGGGGAAUCACAAUGGUGUUGGGGAUUUUAUACUUUACUUUAGGAGCUGGAAAGGCAUCAGUAAGUAGAGAGCCCUUGAUAAGAUCCUCUCCUGUUGGAAGUCACUGUUAUGCAACUGAAGCAGUUAUGCUUAAAUUAACAUGCUGAUCUGACCUCCUUUGCAGAAAUCAAAUGUAUGCCACUGAACUGUCAAUCUUUGCCUCUAGUUAAUAACUUCUAAAUCUGUUGGCUGAUUUCAGGUAAUCUUUUAAGGAUGUAAGAAGGCUGAAAUGGAACAUCAGUACUGAGAUAAAGUGGAGAGAAUGCUGUAAUCUUUCUAUAUAUAUGCUGCUAGGUGGUUAGCUAGUAUGCUCGUACAGGCCAGCCAUCAGGAGGCAGAAAACCAAAACAUGCAGGGCUGUGUUACACAGCGUGUGGUUGGAGGGCUUCCAAGUAGUAAUGGUUGAAAAAGAUUGGAUGGGAAAAAUUUGAAGACCCAUUGCAGGGAAGGGAGCAGAGCUUUUAGGGUAUUAGAGUGACAGUACGUGCAUUCAGGAAAAACAGCCUUUGUUAUUUCUGCUCCCAGUGUCAGGGAGACUUGCAGAGGUGCAGCAGCCAAGUGGGAGCAGUUAGCAGCCAGUGUUUGCCUCCCAGGUCUCCCCUAUCAGAGAGGUGCAGGCUGAUGAUUAAGGACUGCACUUAUGUUGUGAUCCUUCUGUUGCUGAACAAGCAAGCAGGUAGCCAGAGACAUCCAUUUGCUUAGUGAGUAUACAAGGAAUGUUCUUAGGCAUUUUGAGGUAAUAUAACAAACCUGGUAGUUGGUAGACUCUGCCAGUCUGGACUUCAUUGUAGCUGUGCAGCCCAGCCCUCUUGCUUCUUUAAGUCAGCCUACUUGUAACGCUGAGAAGUAAGGAUUUUUUUCCAUGUGUUUCUUAGAUGCCCUGGACUUCAGUUUCCUCUUGCAUGCACCGCUCCUGCCGCUCAUGGCUUCAUGCAGAGACCAGCUCUUUAUCCUUCCUUUGCUGUAAGUCCUUUCUUGUCCCCUCUGUCCCACUGUUGCUCAGUUCUGCUUCAGAUGAGCUCCAUCCCUAAAAUUUGUUAGGGAAACCAGGCAGUGAGGUGACCUGCUCAGAGUUCCCGGAGAGGUUGGUGGCAGACCUCCAUCUCUGUGACCGUGGGGCUUUCUGCUGCCUCGUAGGUGCCACUGGAAGCACUGGUUCAGUUGCAGCACUAUGGCAGGUACCAGUGUAGCCGUUCUUCCCCCCCAUGUGUGCACAUGCUGCCGCAGCAUCCCUGUGUGGCUCGGCAUGGAAAAAACGUUUUCUGUUGGGUGAUGAGAAGGUUGACAAAGAAUGGGAAGGCAGGAGGAAGGGAUCCCUGGGCUUGGAGAACAGGGCUCUAAUCCUGUUGCAGAUAACAUCAUGUCUGCGGGCUAGGUUUGUGUGUGUUUGGGGGAGCUGCAGGGGCAGAGAUUGUUAGGCAGUAUUUGUUUGUAAAGCCACUUGCUCUGAAGAUAAUGCUUGCACUAACUUCUAUUGAGGGAGCAGUGUGAGUCCCUACAAAGUCCUUUCCCAAAGUGUCUUUGAAGCCAAGAACCCAUUGAAAGGAAGAAAGGCCAAGAGAGGGGAUUAGUUUGUUCAGCAGCUGUGAAUUUCAGUGGGAGGCUGAUGAACUCCAAAGUCUUUGUUGGGAUUUUUUUUGUAUGGAGCCCUGCUGGAGGGAGAGACCCACACGGGGGCCGCGGCCUUAGACAAGAAGGAAUCCGAAGCGGCAGGGAGCUGUAAGCGGGCCACAAGGACUUUUCCCAAACACUUUUCGGAAAAGGUGUUGUGAAGAGAGCGGAGGGGGAUUAGCAUGUGAAAUGACACUUUCCAUUGACUCCGCAGAGGGGAGGGGAAAAGGGCCGGCUGGCUGAUUUAUUAGCAUUUUGUUCCCUUUUCUGUUCUGCUCCCCGGCAGCCCCCCUCCUCCUGGGGACCUCUAAAGAGGUUUGGAUUGGAAAAGGGAGCGGGGGGUGCCUGUUUGUGUGUCAUCUGGGCGAAGGUGACCACCUGGGAAGCUGAAUGUAAAUAUUUCUCCUCUGAGGAAUGCGCCUUCAUUAAACCGAAAUGAAUACAUGGAAGCAUCCAAUCCCACCGCACAAUGGCCGCAGUGCCUUUACUGCUCAGGGCUGCUCUCGCUGGGGAGGGGGACCUCUCCGGGCCCGACCCGCUGCUGAGGUCAGCACAUUUUGCAGCUGCGCCUUCGCCAUUUUGUCCUGCAGGAAGCGAUGCGUGCUGGUGGGGCCCUGCUUGCAGUGCUCCCUGCGUGCUCCUCGCUCCAGGAAUGUGGGGAUGGGGGCCGUUCCCGCAUCACUGUGUCCAGUGGGUGCAUCCCAGCUUAGUCCCCUGCCUGCACGGUGUGCUUGCGUGGGGUGUGGCACACAGUGGCAGUGGGUGCACAGAGAACAAGGAGUGAAAGCUCUGCUCUGUACCUUGCAGCUGUCUUUGGGCCAGCUCUCAGGCAGGAAGCUCUCUGUGGCUCUUUGCUCUCCUGCCCCAGGAUGCAGCCCCAGCACAGGGAAGCAGAGGACAGGGCGGUGGGCCGCAUGAUAACAGGAACCUUUGUGCACGCAGCUGGGGUCGUGUGUGGAGCAGAAGUGUUUCAGCUUUCCCUGAGAAUGGGCUGAGAUGGUUUCUUGAAAUUUGCCGGAUUCCUGCAUGCUGUGGAGUCACUUUCUCUGGUGAGACCUCAGGUUGCCCUGGGUCUGCCCAUCCCCAACUACGUAGCCCAGAAAUGAAGGGAAUAGUUGAUAACUGAGAUUUGUACAGACUGCUGAGUGUCUUCCAUGUGUCUGAAAUGGACAACUAAGCCCCUCUGCCUCCCUCCCACCUCCUUUUCCUCUAGGCUCAGGUAUGUUGCAGGAGAGAGCAAGCCCUCUCUUAUGGUGGUAGGGGCCGAGGUGGGGAACUGAUCAGCUCUUUUUGUGCUGAACAGAUGAGCAAGUGGCUCAGUUGUAGUCUCUAGAGCUGUAGCUGCACGCAUCCACACAUGCAAUUGGACAGACAAAACACCCAGCUAAUCAUACACAACCAAAUUUUGCAAGCACUUGGCUACUGAUUUAUUGCAUUGGCUAUUCCUUUACAAAUAUUGGCUACAAGACAGAUCUAAUGGCCAGUAACUUAACUCUGCUGGCUUCUCAUAUGUCUAAAGAUACUUCAAACAGCAAAUAUAAAUUUACAGCCCCAAGGAGAUCACUGAGGGAGCAGUGAGCUUCCCCUGGGUCUGCAGCUGACACCCUCCUCCCUCCCUGCCUCAGCCACAGCAAGGGAAAAGAGAUGCAUCAACUAAGUCUUCCUGCUGUUUGCUUAGCCUAUAGAAUAUAUACAAUAAGAUGUAGAGGAAAAACUGUUAUGUAUACAUCACAGUAACUGUGCAAUAAAUUAAACUUCAAAGUG